Messenger RNA from Nannochloropsis gaditana CCMP526, 405 nucleotides. RefSeq lists its product as uncharacterized. The transcript has 2 exons. Bases 1 to 405 code for a protein of 134 amino acids. The record is from RefSeq and is a predicted model, not a curated record.
AUGGAAAUCCUAUACCUACACACGGCAUUUUUAAUUAUACCGCAGGUAGGAAGCGAGGUUCUUGAUGAUACCCGUGAGGGAAAGGAGAAACAUCCAACAGGGAAAACGCUGCAUUUGGGGGGGCAUUGGGUGCUUUUCAAGCAUGCAUACCGACGCUCCAUUUAUCUUCCGACGGCAGUGGGCGGGACGGUUCCUUUUACGGCGAACGACUUGGGCCCCGCGGCGCCUCAGUGGCGGGCUCGGAGCGACCUCUCCGGCUAUCGGUACAGCCCUAUUGCCUGCCAUGUGUGCAGCUACUUGUGCUUCACAGCCCCUGUAGUUGGCGAUGAGGAGGACAGAUGCCAGUUCACUUUAGACUGGAACACGACUGCCAAGAUGCAAGAUCGAUGUCCUCAUUGGAUGUAG